Messenger RNA from Closterium sp. NIES-67, 2128 nucleotides. NCBI's taxonomy places the organism in Eukaryota, Viridiplantae, Streptophyta, Zygnematophyceae, Desmidiales, Closteriaceae. The record is from the annotation of a GenBank genome assembly.
GGGUCUCCUACCUCAGCGAUUGUGAGACGCGAAGUCGCUAUUUAACUUGGCCAGUGCGUCGUUCUCUGUACAGUAAGAGCUUUAGCUGUCACCAUCAGGAUAGCGCAAGCACUGAUAGCGGAAGCACUGAUAGUGGAAGCACUAACGUUCCUUACUCCUACGUCCUUUCCCCUUCAAGCUAUCAUCUUAGACCAUCAUUUCUUCGUCUGUCGAUAGUAGGACUACAACUAGCGCGCGGCUUCGUUCGCUCGCGGUGGGAGCUCAACGACGACCGCUCCAGCUCUUGAAGGAAAAUAGGCUACACUAUCGACGCAAGGAAGCUGGCUAGCCGGCAGGAGUUCCAUCGAGGCUCUAAGAAGAUGGCCCUUCGUCGGGCUGUUUCGCUCUGGUCGCAUACAAGCUUGGCGCCGCUGCUCGUCACAAUAACCAUGGCACUAUUCGCCAUGCUCGUCGCCGCGCCUGUCGCAGUGAGCGCUGGCCCGGUCUGCGACUACGCGAACGGAACAUGGGUGCGCGCGGAGGGCUAUGCGGCGCAGUACACGGGCAAGUCGUGCUCGUACGCGGGGAAGACGCGCAACUGCGAGAAGAACGGGCAGACCAGCUUCGACUACCGCAACUACAAAUGGGUGCCUGGCCAGCCGGAAUGCGCGCUCUCCAGGUUCGACGCGGCGGCGUUCCUGUCGCUGCUGCGCGGCAAGGUGGUGGCCAUGGCGGGCGACUCCAUGAUCAACAACUUCUUCGAGGCGCUCCGAUGCCUCGUCAGCGCCGCCACGCCCGCUCCGGACUGGGAGGGAACCUUCCCGGGAGCUUCAAGCAAGUACGAGGGUUUCGAGGUGCCCAAGUACGGGUCUAAGUUCAUUCGCAUCCAGGACCCGUUCCUCGUUGACUCCAAGCCGGAGGGCCAGUCUGACAGUUCAAGUGCGACGUGGACCAUCAACCUGGAUAAGCCGUCCCCCCAGUGGGCGCCUCUGCUCAAGUCAGCAGACGUGCUCGUGUUCGCCCACGGUCACUGGUUCGACAACGCCCCUGCCAGCAAGCGCCUGCUCUACCGCAAGGGCCAACCAGUACAAGCGGAUCAGUUCGAAGCGGCGCGCCUCUCCCUCAUCACAGUCGCAGAUUACAUCACCAAGAGCAGCUACAAGGGGCAGGUGUUCUACCUCACCUACUCCCCCCGGCACUACAGCUCGGCCUUCAAGACCAAGGGCAUGGGGUGCGCGAAAGCCACCGCACCUUUCACCCUGUCGGAAGGGGAAUACGCGAUGGGGAAGUCCAAGGAGGCUCCGUAUCUGACUGCGCAAAAGGCGGCUUUAAAGCCGUACCCGAUCGUGCAGGUGCUGGAUAUUUUCCGCAUGGCGCUGCUGAGGCCCGACGCGCACGUGGGCCCGUGGGAUGGGAAGGCCGGGAAUGGCGAUGACUGCUCGCACUGGUGCGAACCAGGGAUGCCUGACAUCUGGGCGGAUCUGCUGUUUAAUGAGCUGAGGAGCGGGGGAGGAGGAGGAGGAGCAGGGGGCGCGGGGGGUGGAGAGGUGGUUCCGCAGGCCAAGAGCGGCAGCAGCAGCACCAACAGCAAGUCCAAGCCCAAGUCAUCCUCCUCUUCCUCCUCUUCCUCCUCCUCCUCUUCCUCCUCUUCCUCUUCCUCUUCCUCAUCCUCAGCUUCAAAAAAGGUCUCUUCUUCCAAGUCCCCUCCUCCACCUCCCCCUUCUCCUCCUCCCAAGUCCUCCUCUCCUGCUAGCAGCAAUUCCAGCAGCACGAAAGGCGAUAAAGGGCUGAAGAAGACCAAGAGCAGUGCGCAUGCUGUGACCAGGACCAAGAGCAGUGCAGUCAGCGUGAAAACUAGGGAGAGCACCGGCGUGAAGUCCGGGGACAGCAAGGGCUUGAAGACAAGCAAGCAGUCGAGCAAGUCGGGCAAGGGGAGUAGGGGAAGCAAGGGAAGUAAGGGGACAAAGCAGUCGAGCAGGUCCAGCAGUAAGAAAAGAUGAGGGGAUAAGGGUGGCCUUGGAAGUGCUUUCCGAUGCCGAGAGAUACACUCUUAACCGGAUGAGUGUGUGUGUUGCCUUUUCAGGUGCUGUAGCCAUAUGCUUGACAGAAGUAGCAGAAUAAGAUGGAGGUCAAUAGCUCAAUAGUCACG